AACAGUUCAGCAUGUUAGUUAUCCUCAUAAAUUUAAAUGGGCUACAAAUAUUCUUUUAAUGAAGAAAACUUACCGUGAUGUGGAGUAAAAUAUUGUUAAGGCCAAUGACGUAAAGCAAUUUGACAUGUUCCACAAUAUAGCUGCUCACUACGGACAUUGCGGAAUGCUUUUGAUUCGCCAUGUGCGAGCGUUGAUUUAUACUUCAAUAUAUCUGUCAGAUUCGGCGCUGGCACCAUUGUAGACUUUGGGAAUCUGUUACUGCUGUAUCUUAUUGACAUUUGUCAAGUUUCUGCCCUGCUAGUUCUGUUGGUGCUAUACACAAUUGAAAUGUUUAUGCACGUACAUUUCCAGCUGCUUGUGACAGUAGCGUAAGUCACAAUUUUUUAGCAGCGUACAUUUUUCGCGAAAACGUUGUCGUAUGACAAGUGCUGCGAGCACUCUGAGGUAUCAGAUGUGGACUAUUGGCAAGAUGUUUAAACAGUCAUGGGCCUAAUAACGUUUUGCGGAAAGAUCUCACUCAACUGAACUUCUCCGCUGUCUUAAGUGUGUGUGUAACAAAAAGCUUCAUUUGUCAUGUGAUGAUGAUGCCAAUAAUUCUAUUUAAAAGUACACACCAUCCAGUUUGCUGAACAAAGUACUUUUAUCCCAGGAAGGAUGUUAUGGCUGUCCACCUCCAUUUUGUGACAGAGUAAAGGAUUGACGAUUUCACUACCCCAUCAAUUAUCGAGAGAUGUAAGAAGAUAAUUUACUGUGUAUCACCAACAUCUUACUCUUUGGACUGUUAUGCUGUUGUGGUGUGUGUAGCCCAAGGCACAAAUGCAGUCAUCUGUUGGGAAUGUAAUUCAUGUGCCAUUAAAUCUUAGCUGGCUUCCUGAAGAAGAUUCACGGAUGUCAGUUGACAGCUACGAAGAUGACUGGUAUAGGCUAAGUGAUAUACGAGUUAAUGGCCAGGUUUUGGAGUACACUGGACGGGGUAAAAGCAUAAUUGACGUGGGCUUGGCCCAAGCCAGAGCUCCACUGACUACAACAAAUCACUAUUUUGAAAUUGAAAUUAUAGAUCCCGGAGAAAAUUGCUAUAUAGCGAUUGGAUUGACCAGGAGGAAUUAUCCUAAACAUAGACAUCCAGGCUGGAACAAAGGCUCCAUUGGCUAUCACGCAGAUGAUGGAAAAAUCUUUGUUGGUAGUGGACUAGGUGACCCAUUUGGUCCUAGAUGCUACAAAGGUGAUCAUAUGGGCUGUGGAAUAAUAUUUCCUCGUGAUUACGUCUGUGAUUAUGACAGUGAUGGUGGUUCUGUUGAUAUGAGCCCAUCGUCUCCCACAGAAGUUGAUGACUUACUGCUUCUACUUGACACAAGUGAUAGUGAAGAUGAAGACUGGUGGAAUGGACGCUAUGAAAUGGAAUGUGAUAGUAAAGUGAAGGUCUUCUUCACACGCAAUGGCAAAACAAUUGGCAUUAGGCAAGUCAGAAUUCCUAAAGGAGGAUUUUUCCCUACAGUUGGUAUGCUGAGUGUUGACGAGAAGGUACGAGUUGACUUAAGGCCUCUAACUGGCUGAUUUUGGUGCCUACUAAUAGAAAAAUGUAAUUCUGGAAUAAAUAAAAAUGUUACUGGCUGCAGAA
This is a messenger RNA of Schistocerca piceifrons (Central American locust), 1618 nucleotides long. RefSeq names its product SPRY domain-containing protein 3-like. Gene Ontology annotation, molecular function: protein binding. NCBI's taxonomy places the organism in Eukaryota, Metazoa, Arthropoda, Insecta, Orthoptera, Acrididae. The transcript is spliced from 7 exons. The record is from RefSeq and is a predicted model, not a curated record. Bases 817 to 1554 code for a protein of 245 amino acids.